Molecule: messenger RNA, 3827 nt
Organism: Fundulus heteroclitus (mummichog)
Lineage: Eukaryota; Metazoa; Chordata; Actinopteri; Cyprinodontiformes; Fundulidae
Gene: tnfrsf1a
Product: tumor necrosis factor receptor superfamily, member 1a
Exons: 10
Coding region: 301-1458 (385 amino acids)
Biological process (GO): signal transduction; inflammatory response
Cellular component (GO): mitochondrion; signaling receptor complex; membrane raft
Molecular function (GO): tumor necrosis factor binding; tumor necrosis factor receptor activity
Source: RefSeq, a predicted model, not a curated record
CACAGACACGUUCGGGGUUGUUUUCUUGCCCCCGUGUGCCUUCUUGCCCAACUGUCUCACUAUUCCUUGAAAUGCGCUCGUGACGCAGCCACUUCCCGGUUAAACCCGCCUCCUCAUCCUCGACCCGAGCUGCGGCGCCGAGAACCGCUCAGCGUUCAGGGCGAAUAAAGCAGAAAAGGCAUUUUUAAUGAAAACCAAAGACCGAUCUCUGGUUUGUGGCAUGUCAGCGUUGAGGGACCCGUCGCCCUGAGUAAAGCUCCUCAGGUGGUGUCAGAUGGAUUGAAUUAAAUCCAAUGAAUUAUGGAGGGCAUAGGAAAACAAGGAAGAUGUCGUUUCACCUUACUGCUGCUUAUGUUAAUGAGCGUCCCCGUGUUGACGAUACUACAGCUUGAAGAACAGCCAUGUCGAUCCGACGAGUAUAAGACUGAAGAGGGAAUAUGUUGCAUCAGAUGCCAUGCCGGUUAUAAGCUGGUAGAAAAAUGCCAUGCUGUCGGCCAGAGAUCUAAUUGCACAGAAUGUAGUAAGGGUGAAUUCUCCGACCAAAUGAACUCCAGCCCCACCUGCAGAAGAUGCAGGAAGUGCAAACCAAAAAGGAAUGAAUAUGAGUUCUCGGAGUGUAGCGGUAAACAAGACACUAUUUGUCGAUGUAAAGACGGCUACUAUAAAGAUAACAUUGAUUCCGAAACAUACGAAUGUAAGAAAUGUAAAACAUGUGGAAUUAAUGAGAACGAAGUAAAGCCAUGCACACAUGAAAGGAACACUGAGUGUGAAUGUAAGGAGAACUACUACAGAGUGAGGGACAAGUGUGAACCCUGCACCAGUUGUACUGCGGAGUGCGCACAAUACUGUUCAACUCCUGUUCAGACAAAAGGUCCUGACCAUCAUCAUCCACCAAUCAUAAAUCUAAUCGCUGGAUCUGUGGCUGUGGUUUUUGUUGUGCUGGCGUUGGGUAUUUCUAUCACCUACAUGGCCACAAAAUCGUUUAUCAAGAGAAAGCUGCAGCGUCAGUCCUCCUAUCCACCCAGCCCGUCAAACGAAGAUAGCAAGGAUUUUCUGGUCAGCAUUAGAGAGGAUUCAGGGGAAAACGGUCUGAGAACCGCUGUUGAAGCCCCUCUGGGUGAGCAGGAGUUAUCCAAGCUGCCUGACUGCGUCCCGAUGAUCCCUGACCUUAUCUACGCGGUGCUGGAUCUGGUUCCCGUGCAUCAGGUGAAGCAGCUGGUGCGCUGUCUCGGCGUGACGGAUAUGGAGAUCGAGCAAGCAGAGAUGGACCACAGGUUCUGCCGGGAGGCUCACUACCAGAUGCUGCGGGUGUGGGCCCAAAGGGGCUCGGGGGCAGUCGGAGUGGGACAGGGGGAAAUGGUACGCCGGCCGCUUCUGGAGGAGCUCUUAGACAAACUGAGACAGAUUCACCUGAGUCGGGCAGCCGAGGAACUGGAGACAAAGUAUGCCAUUCAGUGAUGUAAUCCCUGCCACCCUGCUUAAAAAAAAAAAAAGCUUAUGAGACCAAGUAUUGUUCACUUAGAGACAUUCCAAAAGAUGGAUUGAAGUGGAAAUGGUGCUAAAUCCAAAGCAGCGUUUUUCCUUCACAAGACCUGCGAGACAGAAAGCUCUAGCUGCGAUGCCCCGAACCAUUCACUGUGACCAACAAGCAAAACGGCAGCAAAGAAUCAAAGACUCCAAGAAAAUGGGACAAACACAGCUUUAUUAAGAACUCCUUUUAACGUGAAUAGUUUUAGAUUUGCAGAGUUGUCGAUGAGAAGUGUAACACGAAUUUAAUGCAACUACUUUGUGAAGAAAUAAUUCACUAUUGAUAGCAUUAGAAACAGCCAACCCCCGCUCAGGUAAAACUAACCCUCCAUUUAUCUCUGAAGUUGAAAUUUGGACCUAAUGACCUGGAAGUCGGUGAUUUGGCUGCAUGCUGCGACUGGGUCUACGCAAGCUCAAGAUAAAUUAUUUCUGAGCAUGAAGAAAAGUUCUGUUGUGCUAUAUGCUCAUAUUGAGUUGCCAAAUGAGAUACAAAUAAAUCCCUAAAUACUGCGGCUAUCACCAAUCUUUAUGCAAGACACAGAGAUCUUUGCCAUUUCAAGCCAGUCUUUACUGUUUUCUUGCAGAUUUUUCUGAAUUAGAUUUCAAACGUCCGACUUUAAAUGAAUCGGAGGAAAAAUAGAUGUGUGGUUUCCUUGGCUUGUGGUAAGGCCUUAGAGGGCUUGUGGCACGAGAACUGUGGUUAUCUUCUCAUCUUCUGACUCAAUUUUGCCACUUCAGACAUAAAUCGAGCACAUUUUAUUUAAUUUUAUAUUUUAGAUCACCACCUUAGGAUCUCAUUGUGACUUUUUUAACAGAAGCGAAACAAUGUUUUAAAGUUUUGUUUGCAAACUGAAAGCAUUUCCACAAUAAUCUCUGUGCGCACUAAAGUGUAAAAAAUCUAAAAGGUAACUAGGUAUUCUCAGCAUUGGUGAUUAACAGAGAUGACUGAUAAUUAACGCCUUGUGUUUACAUACUUUCUCAGCGACCACAGUGAUGCUGCGAUUCGGUUAUUCCUUCAGUGUUAGCAAUUUUGAUUAAUUAGAAAGUUAUUGCAUAAGAAUUUAUGUUAUCCAAUGUUUUACCUUUCAAGCUUCACUAAUGAGUUUUCUGCCUGUGCACUGGUUGGACGAUUCAGCUGGCUGAACCAGAAACUGCAAGAUGACAAGGCAAUAUGUGUUUUUUUUUCUGAACAAAGGAUUGUAUUGCAAAAAAUGUCUUUGAGUUUGCAAACAUAACUUUAGCAUUUAGAUUUUAUUUAGAGAUGCACCAAUCAGGCUUUUUUCGGCUAAUGGCAAUUUCUGGUUCGACUUGCCGUUUCAGAUUCGUUUACUCCCCCAAGAAUUUAAAUACAUAAAAGAGAAAAAUAUCUGCAGCAGCUGUUUUCGUUUUAGUUUUGAACCCAACAGAAAAUGAAUGCAUUGCACGUUUGUCCUUGUUUACGCAGCAGCCUUAAUGCUGAUGGUUGAUACAUUUGUAGACUGAUAAUGUUGGAAAUUCUUAGUUUUAAUGCAUUUCAUAUGUUGGGGAAAAAUUGUCGAUCCGAUCUUUAAGCUAUUGAUUGGUGCAUCUCUUAUUUUACUAUCAAACCUUUUGCUGGUUGCCUAGUCUAAAGUUAAAAAUCAGAGACAACGUAAGAGUGUUUACUUAUUUCAAUGUCACUAUAGUGUUGAUCUUUUCAUGUAUAAGAGUUUUAUAUAGUAGAUACAUUUUAUAUCAAAUAUUUUGUAGUAUAUUUCAUUUUUCACAUAGCUUUAUUUUUAAAUUUUCAAAAGUUUAAUAGAUUGUAAUCUCUGUGUCAUUUUUACUAUGGUUAUCUAAGCUACUUUUUAUAGUUAUUUCUAGUCUUCACUAUUGUAAAUGGACUUAAAACACCCAGGAGGUCUUUUUAGUGUAAAAUGUCAGAUAAAAUGGAAACUGUUUAACCAACACAAUGGAUUAAAGUGGUUAAUAUUUUCAUAGCUGUUUCCUGUUAUGCUGGAGAGGGAGGAGAAAAAACACGUCAGAUCUGCUUUAUUGGAAGCAGUGAAGUCGGGGAAGUGUUUUGUUCCUCCUCAGCAUCGACCAGAACACGCUCUGCUGUCUUUUACAGGCGCUUCACCGCCUCAGUGGCAUUCUUUAAAGCCCCAAUCAUACAAGCAUUAUUUGUGGCACGCCUUGUCUCAAGUCUGUUUCAGCUUCUGUAUUCGUGCCAGCCGUGGAGAGGAGGUGCCGACUGAAGAAGUGUGACUCUAGAUUCACUUUUAUGCUGUUUGAAACUGGUUUUAUCCUUCGAGUUUUGAAUAAAGGCGUUGUGAAUCUUC